GAUAUAAAUUAAGUAUGAUCCAACAUGGCAAACUCCGACGUGUGCACGUGUGGCUUUGGAACGCUACAACAACAUGAAUCAGGGGGAUGAGCAUGAGAUGGUUAAACCAGUGAGCAGCCAUAUCUUUGUCUUCAAUGGUAUCUGGUUCCAUGCAAAUUUCCUUGCCAAGCGAAAAGGAGCCACCAACUGUGUUGAUCUCGUCCCCAAGUACUUCUUUGCUGAAUCGGAAAUUGUGGGGACGAGGAAAAUAUCUUGUAUUUCAUGUGUUAAGCUUGACCCAGGCAAUCCCAAAAAAAUUGGUGGUUGUAGCCUGUGCUCUGAGAAUAUCCUGCAUCCUGCUGGGGGUGGAUACCAUGGUGCCCAAGCUCGAUCUGUUCGACAUGCUCCUGGUGGCCUACAGAUUUCAUUCAAGUUCUGAAUGUUUGAAGUGUGGUAGAAUCGUCCAUCACUAAUUCACUAUGCUAAUAUAA
Molecule: messenger RNA, 470 nt
Organism: Triticum aestivum (bread wheat)
Lineage: Eukaryota; Viridiplantae; Streptophyta; Magnoliopsida; Poales; Poaceae
Exons: 3
Coding region: 74-418 (114 amino acids)
Source: RefSeq, a predicted model, not a curated record